CAGCAUUAGAAGGAGCUGUGGCAAAAGAGGCCAGAGAGGUGGGAGGAGGGAGAGAGAGGGAUUGCCUCAGGCUAAGAGGAGCUGAUAUCAUAAUUAUUGGCUUGCCUAGCCAGCUGCCUUCCCUCACCUGAUGUAAGAUCAGAUCUUUCCAGCCUUUGGGAGUCUCAGCACUGCUGAGCCUCCACUCUUUCCUACAAGGCUGUUUGCAUGACCUAAUCCCAUCCUGGAGCAGCAGCACGCUGUUUUGCUUCAGUAGAAAGAUUAUGUUUAAAAACCCUACAAAAUGAAAGGCAAAAAAAUUGCACCAGUACGCAGUUCAAGUUGCUCAGUCAAAAUUAUAAAAAGUUACAUCUCAUCAAACUGACUUCUUGGAAUCAAGUUACUUCUCAUCCUGUAUCAGUCUUACUGAGAGAGUCUGUCAAACGACUUCUUAAACACAGUAUCACCAGGACUUCAGGGUAGCUGGACCAAUGCUUCUAAUCAGAUUCUGAAUUUUUGGUCCACAACAUGAGGAUUUUUACCAGGCUGGGACUUGGUAAUGGUUUCAUUGCUUGAAGAUCAACCUAAUAUUAAGUUCUCUUCUUCGGACACUCUGGAGAGUGACCAACAAGACAACCUCAUGCAGACACAAGGGGACCCAAGCUCCCCCACUCAGCAAACUGAUAAUCCCAGUUUCAGUUGCCAGUCGUAUAAUCCAGACAGCAGGACAGAAAGAAAGAGUUCAGAAUCUUCUCACAGCCCAAGCCCCUCUUCUCCAACCCAGGAUCAAAUCCAUGGGAGAUUUCCUGCAAACCAAGGAAUUCACUCUGGCAAGUGCAAAUUUAAAGUCUCUCCCAAUGCUGAGAAAUUCAGAAGGUAUAGCUAUGAGGAAAGCACAGCAGGAAACUACGGCAGGUUCCUCAAGAGCAACAGGAACCCCUUCCAUCCUUAUAAGAGGGAGUUCAGUGAAGAUGUCUUCCAAGAAACUCAUCCAGCCCUCACACUGGAUAGUAAUUCCUUCAAAAAUGCAAGAAGCGUUGAGGGUUUUGAAGAGCUACCAGGAUCUACAGGCACUGGAGAGCCAGAGUCCUUUCCCACACAUAUUCAGAACAUUUCCACAGAACCAACAUGGUGCAACAAUCACCAAUACAACCUCACAGGCCAAGAUCACAGUUCCCAAGUCAUGCGAGAUUCAGAGGUCAAGCUUAAGACACCUCCACUGGAAGGGCAGCCCAGUCUGUACUGUUACCAGCCUCCAGUGCAGCAAAUGUACUGCCCCUCACACCCAUUUCACCAGUAUUCCUCAGGAGGCAGUUAUCCUGUAACCUAUAUUACCUCAUCACACUAUCCUUACCAGAGAAUCGCUCCUCAAGGGAGUCAAGAAUCCCAGCAGCCUCUGUUUCCUAAACCCAUCUACUCCUACAGCAUCCUGAUCUUCAUGGCGCUCAAAAACAGUAAAACAGGGAGUCUCCCGGUCAGUGAGAUUUACAAUUUCAUGACGGAACACUUUCCUUACUUCAAGACAGCUCCAGACGGUUGGAAGAACUCUGUACGCCAUAACUUAUCCUUGAACAAAUGCUUUGAGAAAGUUGAAAACAAGUCAGGUGGCUCUUCUCGGAAAGGCUGUUUGUGGGCACUGAAUCCAGCCAAAAUUGAUAAGAUGCAGGAAGAGCUUCAGAAAUGGAAAAGGAAAGAUCCAGUUGCUGUGAGGAAGAGUAUGGCAAAGCCAGAAGAACUUGACACAUUGAUAGGAGAUAAGGCUGAAAAAUUAAGAUCUUCAACGGUGUCCUGCAAUCCAACUGGUGUGGCAAGUUCAACAGUUUCCAGACAGAUGUCAGUCCAGCCCCAUUCUAUGUCUGAGCCAUCCCUGUCGUCUAAUAUCCCACAGCCUUUACACGCUAUUCAUACAACAGGACCUCUACGUGCCAAGAACCCACUACCAAGUUUGCUUGGGGGACACCAAACUCCAUGUUAUACAUCGCCACAGGUUUUCCCUCAGAUCUCACCUACCUUAAUGCAACAAUCACCUGGUAUCCCUCAGAGCAUCUUCCCUUCUGCAGAUACGCAAAUUGAACUCAGAGCACAACCUAGCACCACCCAAGACUCACCCUUGCCAGCCCAGACCCCUCCCAUACAUGGUAUGAAGAUGUUGACAGAGCACUCCACAGCCAAGACAAUGCAGGACACACUCAUGCAAGAAGCAGACAUGAGCAAUGAUAUUGAUGCUCUUAACCCUUCCCUGAUUGACUUUGAUCUGCAAGGAAAUCUUUGGGAAGAACUGAAAGAUGACAGCCUGGCUGUGGAUCCCUUGGUUCUCAUUUCAACAUCCCCAAUAUCCUCUCAGUGCUUCCCUUCUCACUAUCAGAUGGAUAGUAACAGCAGCAGCAGCAAUAACCUCACCACUCAGAAUAACACUCCACAUAGCAGCUUACCUGACUUACAACUCACUACUCUUUACUCCGCCUUUAUGGAAUUGGAUACAGUGUCCACAGCCUACUUGAAUAAUUCUGGAUCCAAGCCUAUAGCACUAGUGUGAACCACAAAACAACCCAGUUACAUUAUUUUUGUCCCAAUACAGUCUUAAUAGUCAUACUGUUUUACUUACUUUUAGCACCUUCGGGUAAAAUAAAUCAGAACUGUGUCCAUUUGAAUAAGAACUAUCUGCAGGAAAUUCAAAACCGCUCUCAUACUAUUGGUAGCGUAUAUUUUUAAAUGUUGAAAAAAAUAUGGCUUACUAGCUUAAAGCCAAAGUGAUGUUGACCAAUACAGACAUUAAUAGCUUAAUCAAGCCACCCAUCUUUUGUAUUUUCAUAAACCAAAUGAGCAC
Mauremys reevesii (Reeves's turtle) is the source of this 2806-nucleotide messenger RNA. RefSeq names its product forkhead box N1 (gene FOXN1). The record is from RefSeq and is a predicted model, not a curated record. The coding region runs from base 539 to 2515 and encodes 658 amino acids. Gene Ontology annotation, molecular function: DNA-binding transcription factor activity, RNA polymerase II-specific; transcription cis-regulatory region binding. Lineage: Eukaryota; Metazoa; Chordata; Testudines; Geoemydidae. The transcript has 12 exons. Gene Ontology annotation, biological process: regulation of transcription by RNA polymerase II.